AUGAGUGAAGAAUCUCUUAAUAUUAAAGUGUUUAAAAAGCUCUCAAAUAAGCAUUUUCAAGAAGGAUUAGACCGUGCUCCUUCGAUGCUUAAACCAAAACAAGUCACUUCAUUUUAUCAAACAGUUCUUGCUCAUUUCCAGAAAGGAGAAAUACCAUUUGAAAUAGGUGAUUCAAUUCUUAAGACUAUAUACAAAUGUUUGAAAGUAAAAGAAAAUAUACCUCCAUUUAUUGAAGGUCAAUUUGCAGCUUUAUUACCAUUAAAACAAACCAAUUUACUUCCAACAGUCUUUGAUAUAUUCCAUGUAAUAAUUUCUUCCGAUCCAACUAUUGUAGAUGAAACAUUUUCACAAAUAAUGCCAACAUUAAUCAAAUUCGAUGCAAAGAAAUCAUUAACACUCAUCGCACUAUACUGCCAGCAAUUCAGUGAAAUAGAUAAUCCAUGGCCAAUGGUUGAUUUGCUUAUUCAAGAAGCAGCAAAUUUCAAUCAGCCUCAAAUAGCUUCAGAUUACAUUUCUCUCUUAUCAUUUUUGAACAAGCGAUUCAUAGAAUACAGAAAUGGCCGUGCGCAGCAUUGCUGGAACCAAGUUAUGUCGAUGUUAAACACAACAGACAAAAAGACGAUUGUUUCAUGUUACGGAGGCCUCUGUGCCAUUGCUGAUGGCUUUACAGGAGGCACUUUCCAGAUAGAAUUAAUUGCUACCCACCUUUUGAUACCUGAAAUUCAAGAUCCAGCACUUUCUCUCCUUAAUUUCGCAACUCUCAACGAAAAAGAUGCCGGAAACAAGAAGUUAAUACAAUCCCUGAUGCAAAUAGCUGAAAAGAAUGUUCGUGCGUCCCUAGUUUUGAUGAAACUCGCAUAUAAUUCAAACUCAGCGUCCACAGCGAUCUUUUCUACACCGGGAUGGAUGCAGAAACCAUUACCAACGAUGAUUGAUACACUUAGAAUCUUCCUUGUCAUACUUCGACAUAAAAAUAUCAGAGAAUCCGUUGCAGAAAGCACGAACUUCGUUGAUUUCCUCAAAAGCAUCAUCUCAUUGGAUAAACCAGGCGUUGUUCCUAUUGCUUGUACAAUAAUUCGAAGAGUUCCACUGUCAAAAGAUUUAAUUACUCAAAUGUCGUAUUCCGGGUUCUUAGAUUCCUUCUAUAAUGCACCAGAUGAGAAUGAUGAUGGUCUUACACAGCAUUCCAAGCUCCUUUUGACUGAUACUAUUUGCAGAGUGACUUUUGUCAAAGAUUACGUUCUAAUGUGCGACAAAAUCAACAAUAUUAUAGUAUCUAAUGGUGAAUUUGCAGAUGCAGCAGCUCUUGUUGCUAUAAGACUCUGCAAAUAUCCGAAAUGCAAGGCUAGAAUGAAAGAACUCAAAUUAGAUCAGCAUUUCAAGAAAGUUGAAGGAGGUGGAAAGAUGGCAUCAACUGCAAAGAAGUUCUUGAAGGCAAUUAAUGGCUCUGAAGAAUAA
Messenger RNA from Trichomonas vaginalis G3, 1458 nucleotides. Its product is annotated as protein kinase protein. The transcript has a single exon. The record is from RefSeq and is a predicted model, not a curated record. Bases 1 to 1458 code for a protein of 485 amino acids. Lineage: Eukaryota; Parabasalia; Trichomonadida; Trichomonadidae.